CCUUGACUUCCUUUCUCAGAAGAGCCCUUCUCUGCUGAAAACUCCAGCGGAAUCAGGAGUCUUGCAGGGGGGAAGGAGGGGGUCUUCCCUGGGGCAGCCCCGCUCCCCAAUCCCGGACUCAGCACCUAGGACUCUGGCUCUCCCUCCCGCCGCCCUACCCCGCGACGGCCAAGUGAACUUGUUCCGCGGAUAUUUUGGAACCUCCACCUGCCACACCGGAGCGAUUCCUUUUAGCGCCCCCUCCUCCCCCAAGAUCAUUCUUCCUUUCUUCCAGCUGUUGCAGACUGGGGGGGUUGGAAGGACCAAAAAGCAACCUCGCCCCCCCUCCUUCACAUACACACCCAUUCUUUCUUUUUAUUUUGCACCCCUCCUGGGAACGGUGAAGUGCUUCUUCUGCAUGCUUUUAGCUGAAGGAUGCUCUGCAUUUCCUUGAUUUCUAUGGAGAACUUAGAGUCGGGUUUGCCCCUGCUGACAUCUCAUCUUACAUCUUCUCUACCUCCCAGUGUCUUUGCCUCUAUCAAUAGUUUGCCAUUGCCCCUGGGUCCAGGAAGCCUGUGAUGAACUUCAGGGGAGAACCUGGAAUCCUCCUGAUAGACUCUGAAUGGCAGUGGCUGGACAUGCAUCAAUUCACAUGCUAACAUGGGUCAAGCCAUCAAUAGAGAGCAAGUGCUAAGACAAAAAACCUAUUUGCAUUUUAUUUGAAUUUGAAGGACGACGGAGCUUUGGACCUUUCUCAUGGCAGAAAAAAUAUUUUCUGUUCUCUAAGCACAAGUGCUCUCUGUCUGAUAUGUGCUGCUUUUGAAUCUUGCAGCAGCUUCAUCCCCACUGCAUCCCAGAUGUAUGUCCAAAUUUGAAAUCCACCCUAACACAGGUGUUGGAGAGAUUCCAACAUUUUUAGACUUGGACGUGAGCAUAUUAUGCUGUUUAGCUAGACCAAUCAAGCCCUGAAGAGCAACUUCGAAUUUGUGGGAAGGAAGAGCAUGGGCUGUGCAGCUUUAAAAACAGAAAAUGCAAAGUUGGACUGAAAAUAUCUUUCAUCUUCCAAGCAAUCUGCUGAAGGGAUCCAAACUUACCUUACUUUUGUGAGAAAAGAAGCCGCCCUCCUUUUCUUUCUUCAUCAACCACUGGAGCCAGCCAUUUCCCCAAACCACCACCAUGGAGGUUGCAAUGGUGAGUGCGGAAAGCUCAGGGUGCAACAGUCACAUGCCUUAUGGUUAUGCAGCCCAGGCCCGGGCCCGGGAGCGGGAGAGACUUGCACAUUCCAGGGCAGCAGCAGCAGCUGCAGUGGCCGCGGCCACAGCUGCAGUGGAAGGAAGUGGGGGUUCUGGAGGGGGCUCCCACCACCACCACCAGUCCCGUGGGGCCUGCAGCUCCCAUGAUGCCCAGAGCAGCCGGGGUAGUCGGAGGAAGAAGAAACAGCGGCCUGAGAAGAAGAAAGUUCACCACCGGCAGAGCAGCUUUCCUCAUUGCUCCGACCUGAUGCCCAGUGGCUCUGAGGAAAAGAUUCUGAGGGAACUGAGUGAGGAAGAAGAAGAAGAGGAUGAGGAUGAGGAUGAGGAAGAGGAGGGGAGGUUUUACUAUAGUGAGGAUGACCAUGGGGAUGAGUGUUCCUACACGGACCUGCUGCCUCAGGACGAUGGGGGUGGCUACAGUUCUGUCCGCUACAGUGACUGUUGUGAACGAGUGGUGAUCAACGUGUCAGGCCUGCGAUUUGAGACCCAGAUGAAGACUCUGGCUCAGUUUCCAGAGACUUUGCUGGGGGAUCCUGAGAAGAGGACUCAGUACUUUGACCCUUUGCGUAACGAGUAUUUCUUUGACAGGAACCGGCCCAGCUUUGAUGCCAUCUUAUACUAUUACCAAUCAGGAGGUCGCCUGAAGAGGCCUGUCAAUGUCCCCUUUGACAUCUUCACUGAAGAGGUGAAGUUUUAUCAGCUGGGAGAGGAGGCCCUGCUCAAGUUCCGGGAGGAUGAGGGCUUUGUGAGAGAGGAGGAGGACAGGGCGUUGCCAGAGAAUGAAUUUAAGAAGCAGAUUUGGCUCCUCUUUGAGUAUCCUGAGAGCUCCAGCCCAGCUAGGGCCAUAGCCAUUGUCUCAGUCCUGGUCAUCUUAAUCUCCAUUGUCAUCUUCUGCCUGGAAACCUUGCCUGAGUUUAGGGACGACAGGGAUCUCAUCAUGGCACUGAGUGCAGGCGGGCACGGUGGGCUGUUGAAUGACACCUCGGCACCCCACCUGGAGAACUCAGGGCACACAAUAUUCAAUGACCCUUUCUUCAUCGUGGAGACAGUUUGCAUUGUUUGGUUUUCCUUUGAGUUUGUGGUCCGCUGCUUUGCUUGUCCCAGCCAGGCCCUCUUUUUCAAGAACAUCAUGAACAUCAUUGACAUUGUCUCCAUUUUGCCUUAUUUCAUCACACUGGGCACCGACUUGGCCCAGCAACAGGGGGGUGGCAAUGGGCAGCAGCAGCAGGCCAUGUCCUUUGCCAUCCUCAGGAUCAUUCGUCUGGUUCGUGUGUUCCGGAUCUUCAAACUCUCCAGGCACUCCAAGGGCCUGCAGAUCCUGGGCCACACCCUCCGAGCCAGCAUGCGGGAACUAGGCCUCCUGAUCUUCUUCCUCUUCAUCGGGGUCAUCCUGUUUUCCAGUGCUGUGUAUUUCGCAGAGGCGGAUGAACCGACCACCCAUUUCCAAAGUAUCCCAGAUGCAUUUUGGUGGGCUGUGGUGACCAUGACAACUGUGGGCUAUGGAGACAUGAAGCCCAUCACUGUAGGGGGCAAGAUCGUGGGGUCCCUGUGUGCCAUUGCUGGUGUCUUAACCAUUGCUUUGCCAGUGCCAGUGAUUGUCUCUAACUUUAACUAUUUCUACCACAGAGAGACUGAAAACGAGGAACAGACACAGUUGACGCAGAAUGCAGUCAGUUGCCCAUACCUCCCUUCUAAUUUGCUGAAGAAAUUUCGGAGCUCUACUUCUUCUUCCCUUGGGGACAAGUCAGAGUAUCUAGAGAUGGAAGAAGGAGUUAAGGAAUCUCUCUGUGCUAAGGAGGAGAAGUGUCAGGGAAAGGGGGAUGACAGUGAGACAGAUAAAAACAACUGUUCUAAUGUGAAGGCUGUGGAGACUGAUGUGUGAAUCUCUGUCUCCACUCCCUGCCCCAGCCCUGCAGCUCCAGCAUCUCCAAAUAUAUUUAUGCAUAGAGUACAGUUAUGAAAAUGAAAUAUGCAAAUGAACCCAAUGCAUAUAGUAGUACGCCAUUUAAUGGUUAUACAUGGCAUAAUUGUUACUAAACUUGUAUUACAUAUCAAAUAAAUGAUACAUCUUGGAGAAAAAAGGGAGGCUUAAAUAGGAGCAAAUCUAUCUUUAUAUUUUUUACUAGAAUGAAAGAGAUUUUGCACAUUAAUGGGAAAAGAUGUUAAAAGUAAAGAUGGUUUUAUGGAGAGAAUGUGAGUGUGUGUGCGUGCGUGUGUGUGGGUUGUAUGUGUGUGUAAGUAAAUUGUCAACAUUGUUAGUAAUUGUGAAGUGACAGGAGAAGUUGGCAUUUUAAAGUAUUUACUAUGUAAGACAUUAUGAAUUUGAGCAGUCAUUUAUCAGUGCUUUAAUAACAUCUCAUAUCUUUGGAUUCUAUAGUUGUUGCUUUUUUAAAAAAAAUAAUUGUAAGAAUUACUGUGUAAAAAAAGUGGAUUAUUUAAUAGAAUAUAGGUCACAAUUUUAUCUUGGAUUUAAUUAAAAGUUUAUUUUUAACUGGAAAUUAACUUUUAAAAAGGCUGCAGGGGCCUUUAGAAAUUGAUUAUAUUUUAUUAUAAUUUUGGGAUGAUAUGACAGCAAAUGCUUAUUAUUAUGGAAGAAAUGAAAUUGGAGAAAAUGUAACAAGUUUUGUUCACAGAUAACAGGACUGGAUUUUUUUUUCUUUUCUUUGCACUACUUGAUAUGCUGGAGACGGAGAGAGACUUCAUACUGUGAAUGUUUACUAAUGUAACAGUUCAAUGACAAUCAUUGGAAGAAUAAUUUCUUAGUCUU
This is a messenger RNA of Sorex fumeus (smoky shrew), 3999 nucleotides long. It is a transcript of the gene KCNA4, whose product is annotated as potassium voltage-gated channel subfamily A member 4. Gene Ontology annotation, molecular function: delayed rectifier potassium channel activity; potassium ion binding; protein binding. Gene Ontology annotation, biological process: potassium ion transmembrane transport; protein homooligomerization. Gene Ontology annotation, cellular component: membrane; voltage-gated potassium channel complex. Bases 1156 to 3114 code for a protein of 652 amino acids. NCBI's taxonomy places the organism in Eukaryota, Metazoa, Chordata, Mammalia, Eulipotyphla, Soricidae. The record is from RefSeq and is a predicted model, not a curated record. The transcript is spliced from 2 exons.